This is a messenger RNA of Cryptococcus wingfieldii CBS 7118, 471 nucleotides long. RefSeq lists its product as hypothetical. The transcript is spliced from 3 exons. The record is from RefSeq and is a predicted model, not a curated record. The coding region runs from base 1 to 471 and encodes 156 amino acids. NCBI's taxonomy places the organism in Eukaryota, Fungi, Basidiomycota, Tremellomycetes, Tremellales, Cryptococcaceae.
AUGUCUAUCGAUUUCGAAAAGAUCCACACACCCAAGACUCUUUCGCAUGUGUUUGAGCUGCAGCCACUCGCCGACACCUUGGCGGCCAAGCCUCUCUCCGCAGCAGCGUGCAAGCUCAUAGACAUGCCCAAAAAUGAGUUCUUGGAUACUGAAGAAGAGAUCAAUGCGAUUGAGGCGGCAUUAUAUAUAUUGAGUGUCAAGUUUGAUACCCUACCGAAGGAGGAGAGGCCGAAUGACCGGGACAAGGUGCGACUGGUAGGUGGGUCAUACGGGGAUUUUACUGCCGCUGAAAGAGCUCAGUGGAUCACCCGGAACCGUGGCCCCACCAUAGAGCAAUUGAUUUCUCGAGUGGAGCCUCCUUUUCACGCUCAGUCGAUCGACUUGAUGUACAAGGACGUAGCGGCUAUGAUUGACGAACGACUGGCCAAGGUCCUCCCUAAGGAUGCCAGAGACGCCAAGACGCAGCGCUAG